Rotaria sp. Silwood1 is the source of this 1392-nucleotide messenger RNA. The record is from the annotation of a GenBank genome assembly. NCBI's taxonomy places the organism in Eukaryota, Metazoa, Rotifera, Eurotatoria, Philodinida, Philodinidae.
AUGGGAAAAACCACCAUUCAAAAUGUCAUCAAUGAUAGUCUCUUUUGUCCACUUCAAUCACAAAUACGCAAUUCUACACUAGAACCUUUUGCACGACGAGUAGGUGGUUUAAACAUCAUUGAUACGCCCGACAUAUUUGACAAUCAAAAUACGUUAAGUAAUUGCCACAUGACUCAACAUGGUCUGAAUAUUAGUGGAUUUCAGAUUCCAUUUACUAGUGGUAAUCUUCCUUUAUUUGGAUUUGUAUUUAACAUUCGACAAGGAAUUAAUUCAGAAGAUAUAACAGCCAUACUUAAUUUCAAAAAGAAAUUUACUCGAUUUAGUCGAAAGAUGUUUUUGAUAUUGACACAUUGUGAAGAAAAGACUGAAAAUCAAAGAUUAGAAUUAAUUGAAGAAUUUUUCAAUCAUUCUCGUUUCAUGAAUAAUCAUGUACGUCAAUUCUUUGAACGUGGUGUUCUUUGUAUGGGUUGUAUACGACGUGAAUCACUUGAAAGUGGUAAUCGAAAAGCAUUGAAUUUCGAACAUAAUCAAGUAUUACAAAUGCGAGCUGAGUUCAUUCGACGAUGUCAAGAUAAUGACAGAGGAGGAUGGAUGAAUGAAGAUGAUGAUGAAAUUCAAUUUAAUGACAUGAUUGCAGAAGUAAAACGUUGGAGUGCUAGUAAAAAUAAAUAUCCGUUUCGUCAAACCAUAACACAUAAUCUUUUGUUAAUGGGUAAAACUCGUACUGGUAAAACAACAGUAGCUAAUGUACUGGCUGAUCCAUGCUAUGUUCCUCCUGAUGCAAAAUUACAUUCUGAGACAAGAGAAGUAUCCGUUCAUCCUGUCGCUGCAACAAUGAUUCGUGAGAAUAUUGUUUAUUGUUUCAAUGUGGUUGAUACACCUGGUUUAUACGAUAAAGUAACAAAAAGUGGUACUCCAAUGACAAAUGAUCGAAUUAAAGCUGCUAUUGAUGAGUGCAUAAAAAAAGAUGUAACUAAUAUGCAUCUAUUUGCUUUUGUAAUAAGUUUACAAAGUAAUGUGGAUGUUGAUGAUAUCAAUUCAAUGGUAUUCGUUAGAGAUAAUUAUCCAAAACUUCAUCAGUUUAUUUGUUUACUAGUAACACAUUGUGAAGAAUCGACUACAGAACAACGAGAAGCAAAAGUCAAUGAAUUUUUUGAUUCACAAGAGGUUGUUAAUCAUAAAUUGAAAGAGUUUUUUGCUCAAAAAAUUUUCUACAUGGGUGCAUUACGUCCAGAAUUGAAAACUCAUCCAAAUAAACAAUCAGUUCGUCAACAAAUUCGAAAUGUUCAUAAAAUGCGAGAAACAUUUCUCGAAUAUAUCAUUGCUCUUGACGUUAAAGAUUCUUUCAAUAUUCAUCGUGUAGACAUGCAAGGUGGCUGUACUCUGCUCUAA